AUGAGCCAAAAACCCGUUCUGCUAUUUGUCACAGGCGCGUGGCAUCCUCCCAAGUGCUACGACGUUCUCAAGACCGCUCUCAUUGACUCGGGCUAUGAGGUCGUUAUUCCCAAGAUGCCCUCUGUAGGGCCUGGUAGCCACGGAGUCACUUGGGAAGCAGAUAAAGCGAAGAUCAUCGAAACUGCGGAGCCAUUCUUUGCUCAGGGGCAAGAAGUUGUUCUUAUUGCCCAUUCCUAUGGAGGCAUUCCCGCCACUGCAGCUACGCAAGGGCAGGGGGUCCAUGAAAGAGCACAGGCAGGCCUUAAAGGAGGAUUUCAAUCCAUCAUCUUCCUCGCUGCAUUUGCUAUCCCUGUCAAGGGCUGGGAUCUUAUUACUACCUUUGGUGGAUCGUACCCUGGAUGGCUUCAAGCUGGUGAAAAAUAUGCAAAGAAUCAGAUCACCAGCAUGAAGUCGGAGCAAGCCCGAGAUUGUGUCUACAGCGGUUGCUCCAUGGAAGUAAUGAACGCUGCCUUGGAAGAAACACAGCCACAUUCUCAAGAUGCAUUUGAAACCAGUUUGGACUUUAUCGCCUCGGAUAUUACUAUCCCCAAGACCUACAUAAUCUGUGAGAACGACCAGCUAUUGCUGCUUCCUCUUCAGGAACAACUCGUUGAUUCAACACCCGGUAUGAAAUCUGCGAGAUUGGUGGCUGGUCAUAGUCCAUUUUUAGAAAAAACAAAAGAAACUGCGGACGUGAUUGUCAAGGUUAUCGAGAGCUAG
Molecule: messenger RNA, 759 nt
Organism: Fusarium pseudograminearum CS3096
Lineage: Eukaryota; Fungi; Ascomycota; Sordariomycetes; Hypocreales; Nectriaceae
Exons: 2
Coding region: 1-759 (252 amino acids)
Source: RefSeq, a predicted model, not a curated record